Messenger RNA from Nezara viridula (southern green stink bug), 5872 nucleotides. Lineage: Eukaryota; Metazoa; Arthropoda; Insecta; Hemiptera; Pentatomidae. The record is from the annotation of a GenBank genome assembly.
GUCGAGCUGUCUUCUUCCUUCUCAUGAAUUAACUCUAAAAUCUGACAACGAAGAAUUUGAGUCAGUGUCUAGUGCCCAUGCUAGUGUUGUUCUUGUGUGUUGUGAUAUAUGGACAGCUAGUGAGUGAUUUGCUGGAGUCUGACAGUCUGUCCGCGUUUCCAUGGUGAACAUGGCAGAAACGGAGCCGAUGUUCCUGGUGGGCGGUAGGCUCCAGAUGAACGGAGCGGAGACCGCCUCCGAAGAUUCGGAAGGCGAGGCCCCGAUCCUGUUCACACAACCCAAGAGGAACAAGCGAAAGAACUUCGACCCGAUGAACAUCGUGUACCAGAAGGAAGAAGAAGAGUAUUGCGCACUGGACCUGAGCAGUUCGGACGCCAGCGAGGCAAAGAGACCCAGAAGAUCCGACGAGGACUCCGCCCCGAUGGACUUAUCUAAAGGAAGAGGUAAAGAGAGUCCGGAGGAGUCCGACUCGAGCGACGGAGAGUCGAGACCGCCGUAUCUCCAGGCGUUCCUCCACCAGUCCACGGACGCCUCUGACCUCAGGGACUACGCCCAGAAGACGGUGAAGGAGUUGCUGGAGAUCUACGGGCUCAAUUCUCCAGAAGUUGCUGAGUCGAUCACCAACAACGUGCCUAUCUCCAACUUUUCAUCAGGGAAGAUCCUGGAAAGUCUUCGACGUGGACCUACAGGUCCUCGAAGUCCAGGAGCUUCGCAACCACCUACUCCCCCAAGAAGUCCCUUAAGUCCAGCUAAGUUGAAGUCCUCUGAACAAACUCCACAACAAUCCAAAUCCCAAAAUACAUCGCAGCAGUCGAACAACUUCACGGCUCCAAGGAUGGUCCUUCCUCAGAACAUGGCAACUAUCCUGGCUUUCGCGGCGAUGCAGGACAGGCAAGGACCUCCUUCGUCCUCUUCUGCAUCCUGCCAAAGUUCGAAGGAUCACAUCUCUGCCGCCCAGACACAACUUGCUCAAGUUGCGGCGAACGCUGGCGUAGUACGCGGUGAUACAAAAACAAUCACCCAAAUGGACUACUCCAGGUACGUUCGAAGGUUUGCUUCGUCUUUGGAAUGUGGAAACCAGUACUGCAAGGAGCUUAAUUACAGAGAGCACUUCCAUUGCUUGGACUGCAACUCCCGUACCUUCGUGAAGAAGGAGGAGAUGAUCCGGCACUUCAAGUGGCACAAGAAGCGCGACGAGUCGCUCCAGCACGGCUUCAUGAGGUACUCCCCGAGCGACGAUUGUUCAGAUCGCUACCCGAACUGCGGUCACAACAGGAAGCAGACCCACUACCACUGUAUCCAAGGGACCUGCGACAAAGUCUACAUCAGCACUUCAGAUGUCCAGAUGCAUGCCAACUACCACCGCAAGGACUCCGCCAUCAUACAAGAAGGAUUCCAGAGGUUGAGGGCUACCGAAGAGUGUCGUACUCCGUAUUGUGCCUUCUUCGGGCAGAGGACCACACACUUCCACUGCAGGAGGGACCACUGCCAAUUCACCUUCAAGAACAAGGCUGAUAUGGAAAAACAUAAGACGUACCACAUCAAAGACGAAGCACUGGCACGAGACGGAUUUAAGAAGUUCCUGAAGCCGGAUCCGUGUGGAUUCGCAAACUGCAGGUUCUCCCAGGUCUGCAACCACAUCCACUGUGUCAGGGAAGGAUGUUCCUAUGUCCUCCAUUCUUCCGGACAGCUCCUCAGCCACAAGAGGAAGCACGAGAGGAAGGACUCUGAGAUCGCCUACAGGAAGUUCAAGCUGGCGCAGCAAGCUGUUGUCAACAUCGGAGCUCCUUCUGAGCAGCCGCUCCAGCAUAGCGACAUGCCUACAGGUAGUUCUCUGCAACUGCUCCAGCAAGCUUCUUCGUUGGCGGCCCUCAAUGCCCUCAGUGAGAACUUCACUACAAGCACAUCAUCAGAGAAGAGCCAAAGUCCUAGUUUACCUUCUACGCCUUCGUCUCACUUCAACAAACCCCCUACCUCAGGAGCUUCAACACCAAGCUUCUUAGACCAGUCGACAAGUUCUCAAGAUUACGAUGAUGAGUUCACUCGAUACAUCGCCAGCUUCCCUGUAUCCCAAUCCUGCGGUCAACCCUGUCAACUGUCAGGCACUGAACACUACCACUGCAGAGAAUCAUCCUGCGAACUGCCCUUCAGGUGCAGGGAGACAGCAGAAGGACAUGCAAGAAUGCACGAGGCCCAGGAAAGAGUCAGCGACUUCUUUCAAGAAGGAUCUCCCCUCUGCCAUUCUAGUUGUCCGGCAGAAAAACAUUACCACUGCACCUGGGAUGGAUGCUGUGACAUAGUGAUGCCAAGUGAAAGACUGGAACAUUUCCGCUCUCAUGAAAUCUCAGCUCAACAUAACAACUCCCUUGAUACUCUUUUCAGGCGCAAGAGAGGACGACCACCAAAGAACAGGGUCAUUGAGGUUUGGAAUGACUAUGCUAGCGGCUCAGGGUCCGAUUCUCCUCAAGCCAUAUUUACAAGCUUCAAAUUGCCUAAGCCAAGCCCGGCGACACCCACCUCAGAGGUCCCGACUAUGUUAUCAUCUCCCCUUACGAUAACCACUGUGUGUGAACCGAAAUCUGUGUCGAAUCAGAACAUCGAAACUCAAGGGUUCCAGUCAUACAAUGGUCCUUGCCCAGAUCCUCUUUGCCUAUUUUCCAAUCGUCCCCAACAUUACCACUGCUCCCGGCCGAGGUGCUUCUUCGCUACAGAUUCUGAUGAUUUCCUUAUCGCCCAUACGAGGGAUUUCCAUGACAAUAUCGAUAUCUUGGAAGGCUUCUUGUUCUUUGAUAGAUCUGUCGAUUGCCGAAUUGAAAGUUGCACAAGCAACAAAGUUAAUCGCCACUUCCACUGUGUAAGGCCUGGUUGUGGAUAUUCUUUCGUCAGAUACUCGCACAUGGCGAUCCAUCAAGCAGAGCAUGAAUCUGAGAGGAGUCAAAGAAGUCAAAGCCGUUCCCCUUGUGGGCAAGCAACUGAUCUCAGUGACAGUAGCGAGAAACCCGAUAUCAAACCUGAUAUUUCCAAAUUAAAUAAUGAAAAUUUCAACCAGCACAUCAAACAAGAAGAAAAUACGGUCAACAACAUGUCGAGACCAACCGUGGUGAAGGCGUCGGGAACUUUCUACCCACUAUGUGGUCUGUCAAAUUGCAACUCUUCCCCUACUCCCGCUUCAGAGACUGGACAUAAUAUUAAGGUUGAACCAGGAACUACGAAUUCUGAGCAAUCUAUUCCUGAAUGGAUAUCAUCUGUCGAAAAACAUGACAGAUAUGCACCAGAGGGAUACUCUGAUAUGGAGAGGUUGAAACCACACAUCGCAAAGCAUAGUCCAACUGUUAUCGCUCCAACCAUUGUAAAAUCUGAAAAUAACAAUAAUAAUGAAGAUAACAAUCAACAACCUCAUCAUGGAUUAAGCAUGAUGCAACUUCCAAUGGAAAGCCAGGAAAGCAACAUGAUGCCUCCUCCGCAUUUCCCUGGUUUUCUUGCAGCAGUGGCGAACCAACAGUUGGCGAUGAUCACGUCACAGGGAAUACCGUUCAUGCCACAUGCCAUGCCAGGUCUCUACACCUCGCCAUCAGGUUUAAUGUUCACCGGUCCACCUGGUUUCGCUCCUCAUCCAUCUUCUCUCGUCAACAAUGGACUUCUGGAAAGUGCGAGGGCUUCAUUGAUGAACAGUGAUAAUUCACCUGAAGCACUGUUAGCAAGAAGCCAUAUUUCACCUCAGAGGGACAUGAGCACUGAAGCUAAGAAAGCGAGAGUACAAACAACAAUGAGGAUGCUCAAAGAUGAGCCAGUGCCUGAUGGUUAUCUGCGAUUCAAGUUUAACGAGGACUGUAGAUACAGCCAUUGUGGAUACAGGGAACAUCAAACACACUUUCACUGUAUGAGACAAGACUGCGGAUAUAGUUUCUGUGACAAAACAAGAUUUGUCCAACACACUGCGCGCCAUGAAAGGUUGGAUACCUUAAUGGGAGGCGACUUCCAGCAGUAUCGUGCUAAUGUAGCUUGCGGAAGGCCAGACUGCUCAUACACCCCAACAAUAGGAUCUGUUCAGAACAAGGCUUCUCAUUUCCAUUGUUUGAAGUGCGACUUUGUCUGCUCUGACACAAACAAAGUAGUUGCUCAUAGAAGACACCACCAGAAGCUGGACUCGAUCAUGGCCGCAGGAUUUGAGAAGUUCACACCGUCACAGUCAUGCACCACAGCUGACACAUGUGCGCACAAUGGCAAGCAGACGCAUUACCAUUGCCUUAGCUGCCAGUAUGCCGUGCUCGGUCUGAGCCAAAUGACCGCUCACAAAUACAGGCACAUGGACUGAUCCAUCCUCCUUUCGAGCUCAUUCGUAUUUGAUUCCAGUGAAGAAAUCAGCUAGCCGAUAGCUGAGCGACCCAGAGUUGUGAUAUGUACAUAAUACCAGUUAGGCAAUGUGCCAUUUGAAACAGAAGAUAUUCCUCUGUAUAAUUUGUAUAGUUUAGAAAUAUUAGAAUUAUCUUUAUUUGUAACGCCAAAAUACGUAUAUAUAUAUAAACACAAAACAUAUAGGAAACGUGUUGCAUUGUUUUAUUUCGUAGAUCUUGUACAUAGUAGCGAUUAAAAAGUUUGCUUUAUUAUAUCUAUAUUCCAAAUGAGUAUUUUAUGUAUUUUAAAUUUAUUGAGAAAAAAAUUUAUUGUAUACGAUUGAAAUAGUCGUUAUUGCGAAUAGUCAAAGUGUCCAAAAUAUAUUUGCACUUUGGAUAAGUGUAAUCAUGUAUCAUAAAUAUGGGCUGGAUAAGUUAUUGAUUGGUACUGAAUAUAUAUUUUUCUAGCUCCUAACGUAUAAGAUGUAUAAAUAGGAGUGUCUUAAAGUGUCUUAAUUUACUCUAUGGCUUUAGCUGAAGCAAUUUACUAGUGUGUUCAGAAAAAAUUGAAUCUUAGAUUCAAUUUCACUGCUAGCCAAAUAAAAUUAAACAAAAACACUAGUUAUAUAAAAAUAUAAACAUAUAUUUUACAUUUAACUAUAAUUUAAAUUAUUUUAAAUUAUAGAUCCAUUGCGGAACCUUUUUAAUUUUUUGUUUUUUUUAAUUAACGAUAUAGUUCCUAUAGUGAAAUGGAAUACGUUACAAGUAUUUCAUUGUUUUCAUUAUUUUAGGUUCAAUUUCUUUUUUUUUUUUCCUUUCUUAGAAAUGGUUACAAAGGUAAAGGUGCCUUUUGAAUGUUUAUAAUGUCUUUUCCGAUAUUCAAACAACGGAAUAAAAAGAGGCAUAUUAGUGCCCCGAUAGAAAGUCCCAAUACUUUAAAUGUGUAGUGCCUUUAAAAGGAAUGUGUGAAAUAUAUUUGAAAACAAAAUGUUAGUUCGACAUUAUCUGAUAGAAAUGAGAAUAUUUUUAAAAAAUAUAGAAUUGACAAGUGAUCAUUAAUAUAUUAUAUGAAAUUUGAUAAUUUAUGAAAAAAGAAAAAAAAAUAUAUGAAUUAUAUUUAUGAGGAUAUUCUUGUCUUUGUAUUUAUGUAUGAGUAUUGUAUAAUACACUUUAUUUAUUUUCAACAUCUCUUGUUAUAGAAUCAGCAAUAAAUAAGGAAAUUAAAUUUUUGUAAAUAUGAUUUUCUUUCAUCUUAAGUAUUUGUAUUUUUUUUUUUUUUUUUAGGGUUCUUUAAAUUUAUUCUGUGUGCCUUAAAAUUUAAGUAGACACACUAGAAUAGGACUCCAAUUGUUCAGGUGUUAUUUAUAAUUUUCUAUUGUAAUAUCGAAUAGCUUAUGUUAUAUUUGACACUAUAAAUCAACACAAUGUAAAAGUCUUUAUGGUAUGUUUUAGUUAAAAUGUAAUAAAUAUUUAUAUAUAAGAUAUGAGUGUUACUAUUCAUUUCCAUCCUUAAUUUUCCUACAAUAUUUUAUGAAACU